CGUCAACAAAACGUCAUUUGAAAGUUUUCGCGUGUGGUGUGUGGUUGUAGGUUUUAAUAAAAAAUACAUUUAAAAUCUAAUGUAUUAAAUUAAUUACAGCCGAAAACUUAUCCUAACUAAUAAAUUAGAGUAGCUUACUGUAUUAAAAAUAUUUUUAAGACAAAAUUCGUUUAUUUCACUGUCAAUUGUGUUGGAUACGUACUUCGUCGAUUGUAAACAAUCCAACAAGUGAUUUUAAUUUCGUCUAUCAACAUGACUGAGAACAAGAAUGUUCUUGUGAUCGGGAGCGGAGGUCGGGAGCACGCCCUGUGCUGGAAGCUGGCCGAUUCACCUCUAGUAAAGCGCAUCUACUGUGCGCCGGGUAGCGUAGGCAUUUCCACCACAAACAAAGUUGAAUGCGUGGAUAUUGACAUCAAAGAUUACCAGGGUCUAGCGAAAUGGUGCAAAAACAACAACAUCGAUUUAGUGGUGGUGGGACCUGAGGACCCCCUCGCCAACGGCAUAGUGGAUGGAUUAUCUGCUGAAGGGAUCGCUUGCUUUGGUCCCACGAAAGCUGGUGCCGAGAUUGAAGCCAACAAAGACUUUGCUAAGAAGUUUAUGAGCAAGUACCAGAUCCCCACCGCGCGCUACCAGUCCUUCACCGAUGCUGCCGCUGCCAAGAACUUCAUCAACACAGCCCCGUUCCCAGCGCUUGUUGUGAAGGCCUCAGGCCUCGCUGCAGGCAAGGGUGUGGUGGUGGCCACCAGCAAGGAGGAAGCCUGCCAGGCCGUGGACGAGAUCCUCACCAACUCCAAGUAUGGGGCGGCUGGGGAGACGGUUGUGGUUGAAGAAGUGCUGGAGGGAGAGGAAGUUUCCGUGUUGGCCUUCACGGACGGCGACACGGUCUCGGUGAUGCCGCCGGCGCAGGACCACAAGCGCAUCGGCGAGGGCGACACGGGCCCCAACACCGGCGGUAUGGGAGCCUACUGCCCCUGCCCGCACAUCACCAUCGAACAGCUGGAAGACGCGAAGCAACAGAUCAUACAGAGGGCUGUCGAUGGCUUGAAGAAGGAGGGCAUCAAAUAUGUCGGAGUGCUAUACGCCGGCCUCAUGGUGACGAAGGGAGGUCCGGUGACCCUCGAGUUCAACUGCCGCUUCGGGGACCCCGAGACGCAGGUGCUGAUGACGCUGCUCGAGUCAGACUUGUACACUGUUAUGAAGGCCUGCGUAGACGGCACUCUGAACCAGCAGAAGGUCUCCUGGAACACCAAGCUGUCUUCAGUGGGAGUCGUCAUCGCCUCUAAGGGCUACCCGGAGACCUCCACCAAGGGUUGCGUUAUCAGCGGUCUGUCUCAGGUGCAAGCGACCCCUGGUCUGGUGGUGUUCCACAGCGGGGUGGCUCGCGGCGCCAAUGGCACCCUCGUCACUUGGGGAGGAAGGGUUCUGCUGGUAUGCGCCCGCGCACCCAAUCUACGGCAGGCGGCGGCGGCGGCGACGGCGGCGGCGUCGGUCAUUGACUUCCCGGGGGCCCAGUACCGCAAGGACAUCGCGCAUAGGGCCUUCUCCAAGCUCAAAAACGGCCUGUCCUACCUAGACAGUGGGGUGGAUAUCGACGCGGCCGCGACCCUCGUGCAGAAGAUCGAACCUCUCGCCACGGGCACCCACAGACGAGGGGUGCUGGGCAGGCUCGGCUGCUUCAGUGGACUGUUUCAACUGUCCGCUAUGGACCCCAGUCUGAAGGACCCGAUUCUGGUGCAGGGGACCGAUGGGGUUGGGACUAAGCUCAAGAUAGCCGAGCACAUGAAGAAGUUCGACACGAUAGGCCAGGACCUGGUGGCCAUGUGCGUGAACGACAUUAUAUGCGCGGGCGCAGAGCCGUUCGCGUUUCUGGACUACAUGGCGUGCGGGCACCUGGAGGUGGAUGUCGCCACUGUCAUCGUGAAAGGAAUAGCUGAUGCGUGUAGAGCUACGGGAUGCGCUUUGUUGGGCGGCGAAACCGCCGAAAUGCCGUCCAUGUACGAGGCCGGCAAAUACGACCUGGCCGGCUUCGCGGUCGGAGUAGUGGACAACCACAUGCAGCUGCCGCGCUCGCUGGACAUCCGCGCCGGCCACGCCGUGCUGGCGCUGCCGUCCACCGGCGUGCACAGCAACGGGUACAGCCUGAUACACAAGAUCAUGCUGGAGACUGGAUUGAGCUACCACGAAACCGCCCCAUUCUCGGACUCCAACAAGUCGUUCGGCGAAGAGUUUCUGACCCCCACUGGGCUGUACGUGGAGCCUCUCCUAGCGGCCAUCAAGGCUGGCCUCAUCACUGGUCUCGCCCACAUCACUGGCGGUGGUCUUCUGGAGAAUAUUCCGAGGAUUCUGCCGCCUGGCGUGAGGGUUAAACUGGAUGCGAGCAAGUUCAGGAUCAAGCCUAUGUUCGGAUGGCUUAUGGCUAAAGGUGGCGUCUCCGACUUCGAGAUGCUCCGCACAUUCAACUGCGGCGUCGGUAUGAUCGUGAUCGUGGACCCGGCCAACGUGAAGCAGGUGUUAGAGACCGUCACCGGGCCCAUCGACGUGGUGGGCGUUGUCGAGGCGCUGGGCAAGGAAGGUGGUCACCAAGUGGUCGUAGACAACUUCGCCUCGGCCAUGGAGCCCCUCACAGCCCCGUACAAAAGCGCUGUGGCGGCACCGCAGAAGUCCCUGUCUUACAAGGACAGUGGUGUGGAUAUUGAUGCUGGAGACUCGCUUGUCGCACUCAUUAAGCCGUUGGCCAGAUCGACCUCCAGAGCUGGAGUGUUGGGAGGUCUCGGCGGGUUCGGAGGAUGUUUCCAACUGAAGGCCAUCGAACAGGAAUACAAAGACCCCGUCCUAGUCUUCGCUUCAGACGGUGUCGGCACCAAGCUCAAGAUCGCCCAGAAGAUCGACCAACACGGCACGAUCGGUAUCGACCUGGUGGCCAUGUGCGUGAACGACGUGCUCUGCUCAGGCGCAGCCCCGCUCACGUUCUUGGAUUACUUCGCGUGCUCGUCGCUAGAUGUCGCUGUCGCGCGUAGUGUAGUGUCGGGAAUUGCUGAGGGCUGUCGCCAGGCUUCUGCCGCGCUUGUUGGUGGUGAAACAGCGGAGAUGCCGGGCAUGUAUGAGACAGGCGUGUACGACAUCGCCGGGUUCUCGCUGGGCGUGGUCGAGCGAGCCAACAUCCUGCCCAAGAUCAACGACAUCGCUGUGGGCGACAUAAUCAUCGGUCUGCCCUCCAACGGGGUGCACAGCAACGGCUUCAGUCUGAUCCACAAGCUGGUCAAGAAGGCGGGUCUGACCCUGCAAGACAAGGCGCCGUUCAGCAAGGAGGGACUUACCCUGGGCGAAGAGCUAAUCAAGCCAACCCGCAUAUACGUGCGCAGUGUCCUACCGGCCCUGCAGCGCGGCAAAGUAAAGGCAGUGGCUCACAUCACGGGCGGCGGCUUACUGCACAACAUACCGCGCGUCAUACCCGAGGGAGUGAGGGCCCGCCUCAACGCGCACUGCUGGAAUGUGCACCCGGUAUUCGCGUGGAUCGCGGACGCCGCUUCGGUCAGCGACGAAGAGAUGCUGAGGACUUUCAACUGCGGUAUCGGCAUGGUGCUUAUUGUGUCGCCUGAAAACCAAGCCGAGGUGAUGAACAUAACCCGUGCGUUCGGCGCGAUGGUGAUCGGUUCAAUGCAGGCGCGGCCCGCGGGCACGCCGCGCGUCGUCGUCGACAACUUCCCCUCCGCGCUGGACUUCACCCGCCGCAUGCCGCUGCUGCCGCACAAGAAGGUGGGAGUGCUAGUGUCAGGCACGGGCAGCAACCUGCAGGCUCUGAUCGACAACUGCGCGGACCCCACCGCCUGCAUGUGUGCUGACAUCAGCCUGGUCAUCAGCAACAAGCCCCAGGUGUUGGCGCUGCAACGGGCGAAGGAUGCUGGGAUUCCGGCUGUGUACCUGAACCCCAAGGACUACGCGACCCGCGAAGAGUUCGACGCGGCGGUGUCGGCUCAACUCGAGGAGCACAAGAUCGACGUCGUGUGUCUCGCCGGCUAUAUGCGCAUCCUGUCGCCAGAGUUUGUGAGGAAAUGGAAAGGCCGGCUCAUCAACAUCCACCCGUCGCUGCUGCCGCGCCACCCCGGCCUCAACGCGCAGAAACAGUGCAUCGACGCCGGCGACCGCGAGAGCGGGUGCACUGUGCAUUUCGUUGACGAAGGCGUAGAUACCGGAGCGAUAAUCCUGCAAGAGCGAGUCCCAGUGCAUAGACACGACACGGUGGAAACACUCACCCAGCGCAUCCACCAAUCAGAGCACAGGGCCUUCCCUAGAGCCCUGAGACUCCUCACCACUGGCCGCGUCCGGCUAUCCAGCCAAGGCACCAUUAUGUGGUAUUCGUAAACGACAACUGGUAACGCAAAGUGACACCAUUGUAGCACGGCCCGCGGAGAAUGGAAUCAAAAUGGCGUCCAGUGCUUAUUAUUAAAGCUUUGUUAAGCUGAGUACAAGGUUUACACAGUUUUGAAAGGUAAUUUAAAAGAUUUUUACAGAUUGUUAAGGGAUGCCUCCAUUCUUUGUGGACAAGUGUUCUACUAAUUGUUGAUGUUAUAUUAAUUGAUAUAAGUAAUUAAGUUAACUGUUACCCUACAAACAAAAAAGGGUAAUUAGAUAGUCAUAUUUUAGUAGUAAAGUAAGUUGCCUUAAAUUUCAUUCCUAAAGUUGCAUUCCAACUAAACUACCAAUAAUUGCUUGGGGUUUUUUGUAAAACAACAUGAUUGUUUCUCAAGCAAUCAUUCUUGUUAUGUCUUCCGACUUAAUCGUUCUACCUUUUAUAUUAUAUGUGUGCCUUAUUGACAGUGCCAUAAAUAUAUUUUUGCACUGUAAAAUCUCCACAGCACUCGAAUAAGUUAGGCAAAAAGCAUUAUUGUACGUAACAUUAAGUGCAUAAUCAGGCCUUGUAUUGUAUAUAAAAUCAUAAUAUUUUACGCAUUUUGUUAUAAAAAGUAGCUUUCUUUAUAUCACAAUUUCUAGAGUAAAACUUGUUAAAAUUUACACUUUGAUUGUUAAUAUCUUUAUUAUUAACUAUAAAGUAUGUUUGUAUUCGAAAUAUUUUUAAAUAAAGUUGUUUUGUAAGUGCAUUUAUA
Plutella xylostella (diamondback moth) is the source of this 5105-nucleotide messenger RNA. RefSeq names its product trifunctional purine biosynthetic protein adenosine-3 Gart (gene Gart). NCBI's taxonomy places the organism in Eukaryota, Metazoa, Arthropoda, Insecta, Lepidoptera, Plutellidae. Gene Ontology annotation, cellular component: cytosol. The record is from RefSeq and is a predicted model, not a curated record. Gene Ontology annotation, molecular function: phosphoribosylamine-glycine ligase activity; ATP binding; phosphoribosylformylglycinamidine cyclo-ligase activity. Gene Ontology annotation, biological process: 'de novo' IMP biosynthetic process; adenine biosynthetic process.